ACGCAUUCUCUUCUCUGGUAUUCAUUUCAUAUAUUUUUGGCAACUUCAAGGAGAUAUUGUUUAGAAUCAAUAGGUUAUUUAUUGAUAAUAAUUGUGAAAUAUAUAAAUAUUCUUAAUGAGAAAGCUUGUUUAGAUUUCGUAUUAAAAUGGGAAGAAAGUUAAUAGGUAGAAAGAAAAAAAGUGGUUUUAAACCUAUUACUCGAAAGAGUAAAAACAAACAGAAUGAUAAAGGACAGGUGAAUAAAAAAGCAAUAUUUAAUCGUUAUAAAAACAAACAAAAAAUUGAAGAAGAAAUAGCAAAGAAAAUGCACAUGGAAAAGAAAAUGCAGGAGAAACAGAUAAAGAAUUCAGAGAGCGAAGAAGAGGAAAAUGCUUAUGGUCAACUAUUAUCUUGUUUUUCAAAUACUGAGAAGGGUAGAUGUGUGAGUAGUGAUGAAGAAAGUGACUGUUCUUUAAAAAGUUCUCCUUCAAAGUAUAGGUGUAAAGAAUAUAAAGAAUCUAAUAAUGUUGAUGGCUCGUUCAGUGAAGACGAAACCACACAGAACAGUGAUGAUGGUAUUGAGAUUGAAAAUGAAAUAGAAGUUUCCAAUGACCCUUUUACAAAACAUAUCCAGUUUGAAUUAGGAGACGAGCUACUUGUAUCCUUAUCUAAUUCCACUCCUACAGUUGAUAAUGUUAAUAAAUCUUGGCCAGUUCUUGGUAAUAUUAAGAUAUCUAUUCCUCAAUCAAUACAAACAGAGUCUAGAAAGUCAAAACCAAAGUUUUCUAUUAUUGAAGAGAAAGCUGUUGCACCAACAGGAACAGUGCCACAUUUGUUUAGUGAAGUGGACUUUAAAAAAUUACAUAUAAAAUCACAGAUUCAUGGGAAUAUUGUGUCUGCAAAUAAGAAGAACCUUAUAAAACAAGAUUUAGAACUAACUGACAUAUUUACACCAUUACAAAAAGAAUUAUUAUCUAUUAUCAACAAUUACCAGGAUUUAUAUUUCACUGAUAGAAAUUAUAGUAAUGCUGAAGAAAUUCGCUAUAUUUAUUGUCUUCAUGUUGUUAAUCAUAUGUUAAAAACAAGAACUAAAAUUAUACACCACAAUGCAAAACUAUCUAAAAAGUCUAAUGUAUCGGAUGAAUAUAGAGACCAAGGAUUAGUAAGGCCAAAAAUAUUGAUUAUGGUACCAUUUAAGGAUGCAGCAUAUAGAGUUGUAAAAAUGUUGAUGAAUAUUUUAGUUCCUGAUGAAGCAGGCCAGAUAGUUAAUAAAAAAAGAUUUGAAGAAGACUUUACUGGUGGAGAAAUAUUUAUGCCCAAAAAGAAUCCUAAACCAGAAGACUAUGAGUUGCUAUUCAGUGGAAAUACUGAAGACACAUUUCGUCUUGGUAUGACAAUAACAAAAAAAACAUUAAAGCUCUAUACCGAUUUUUAUUCUUCUGAUAUCAUAGUCGCGUCACCAUUAGGUUUGCGGAUACUGGUAGGAGCAAAGGGCGAGGAGGAACGUGAUUAUGAUUUUUUAGCUUCCAUUGAGCUCCUUAUAAUGGAUCAGGCAGAUGUAUUUUUAAUGCAGAAUUGGGAUCAUAUGUUACAUGUCCUUGAUCAUUUCCAUUUGCAACCAAAAAAGACACAUAACACUGAUUUCUCUCGAGUCAGAAUGUGGGCUGUUAAUGGAUGGUCAAAAUAUUACAGGCAAACACUAAUUUUCUCAUCAGUUCCUUUACCUGAGAUUAAAUCUGUUUUAAACAAAAAAUGUCAAAAUUAUGCCGGCAAAGUAGUUGUAGAAAAUCCCAUAGAGAUUGGCAGCAUACAACAAAUUUUACUGCAAGUGCCUCAAAUAUUUCACAGAAUCAAGUCAGAUAGUCCUUUGGCGUCAGUGGAAGCAAGAUUUGAAUAUUUCAUAAAGGAGAUUUUGCCAAAGCAACGGGAUCCAUUAAUGAGUCACACUUUAAUUUACGUUCCAAGUUAUUUCGAUUAUGUACGAAUAAGAAAUUACUUCAAAAAAGAGGAUAUUGGAUUCGUACAAAUAUGCGAAUAUUCGAAGGACUCUAAAAUAGCACGUGCACGUGAUAUGUUCUUCCAUACAGAAGCGCACUUUUUGCUUUAUUCUGAGAGAGUACAUUUCUUUAGGAGAUUUAGAAUUAAAGGCAUCCGUCAUAUAAUAUUUUACCAACCACCAACAUAUCCACAUUUUUAUUCUGAAAUUUGUAAUCUCAUGCAGGAGUCUAACCAGAACAAGUAUGGCGGCAGUGAAUGUAACAUGAGUGUGACUGUGCUGUACAGUUUGUACGACGUACAGCGCGUUGCUGGAGUGCUGGGGGCAGCGCGAGUCGCCCGCGCGCUGCAAGCCGACCAACACGUGCAGGUCUACAUGACUGGCGAUUGAAUAUAUAUAUAUUUCUGUAUAUAUUAAUAUAACUGUUCAAUAAAAUUUAAGAAAAGAAACGGUUUUUUAUGUACUUUGAUAUUCCUUAUUUAUUUGCUGUAAUCAACCGGCUGAAGCUUACAUUUGUGGAUUUUUAAAAACUUGCUUGCAUCGCUAAAAUUAUUAAUUUAAAAGUGUACAGGUAAUGAUAAGAUUCUUAUAAAUAUAACUUCAAAUAACCAAUGAGGAAGUAUUUAAAAAAAGAAGAAGAUUACAAAAAUCAGAUGUCGCCACGGUAC
This is a messenger RNA of Diatraea saccharalis (sugarcane borer), 2644 nucleotides long. NCBI's taxonomy places the organism in Eukaryota, Metazoa, Arthropoda, Insecta, Lepidoptera, Crambidae. The record is from the annotation of a GenBank genome assembly.